CCGCCACUCGCCGCCGUCAUCCUUUCAUAACGGUCCGGUUUUUCGACUGUCCAUUGCGAAUGAUCAGAAUCCUUUCUUACGAUCAUGUUUAAACCCACUCAAUGCCUCCAGGCGCGCCUGCGUCUGACUACCAAACAAGUCGGCCCCGGCUAUUACAAGGGUAACCGCACGGGGUCCAUGGGUUUUUUCGGUCGGAAGAAGGGCAGAUACGUGAUCGAUUGGACGAAAGUGCGAACAUACGUUGUCCCCGAAGGCCUCACCGAAUUCAAGCUUACACCUUUCGUGACCCGACGCAUGGAGCCGACACGGAGUAUCUACACAAAGAGGUUGCAAUUGCCCAGUGGCAAAGAAGUAAAUGCCCAAAGAGCAUACGACGGGAAGGAUUUUUUGCAAGAGUGGGUGGAAGAGAAUGACGAGGAGGUUGCAGAACUCAAGCGGCGAGAGGAAGAAUUCAACGAACAGUCGAAUGCCGAGAAGGAGAAGUGAGCGGGUGAUAAUCCGUCUAUACCUCCGAGUCAACAUUCCUUUCCGCGUCGCGAGAGAAAAUGCCCGACUCUUCCCGGCUCAAUGAAGCGUCCUCGACGGUCAUUUCCGAAGUCGACGACACUUCUCUUAACCUCACUUUGUACAGUAAAAACGGUCAUUGAGUGCAUAUGGCGAAAAUUAGCGUUUGUGGAUAUAUUAUCAUGGGUCUUGGUUAUGGCGCCUUGUGAUGGGUAGUUUUUUAGUCAAAUGAAGACAUGUUCCUAACC
This is a messenger RNA of Coccidioides posadasii C735 delta SOWgp, 752 nucleotides long. RefSeq names its product mitochondrial 54S ribosomal protein mL41. Gene Ontology annotation, cellular component: mitochondrial large ribosomal subunit. The record is from RefSeq and is a predicted model, not a curated record. Gene Ontology annotation, molecular function: structural constituent of ribosome. Gene Ontology annotation, biological process: translation. Lineage: Eukaryota; Fungi; Ascomycota; Eurotiomycetes; Onygenales; Onygenaceae.